Chrysochloris asiatica (Cape golden mole) is the source of this 2358-nucleotide messenger RNA. RefSeq names its product microtubule-associated protein tau (gene MAPT). The transcript is spliced from 14 exons. Gene Ontology annotation, cellular component: neuron projection. Gene Ontology annotation, molecular function: microtubule binding. NCBI's taxonomy places the organism in Eukaryota, Metazoa, Chordata, Mammalia, Afrosoricida, Chrysochloridae. Gene Ontology annotation, biological process: microtubule cytoskeleton organization; neuron projection development. The record is from RefSeq and is a predicted model, not a curated record. Bases 1 to 2358 code for a protein of 785 amino acids.
AUGACUGAGCCACGCCAGGAGUUCAACGUGAUGGAAGAUCAUGCUGGGACGUAUGGGCUCGGGGAGAGGAAAGAUCUCUCCUCUCAGGGGGGCUACACCCUGCUGCAGGACCACGAGGGUGACAUGGACCAUGGCCUGAAAGACUCUCCCCUGCAGACCUCCACCGAUGAUGGAGCUGAGGAACCAGGCUCAGAGACCUCUGCUAAGAGUACGCCGACGGCCGAAGACGUGACAACGCCCCUAGUGGAUGAGAGAGCAUCAGGCAAGCAGCCCCACACGGAGAUCCCAGAAGGAACCACAGCUGAAGAAGCAGGCAUUGGAGACACCCCCACCCUGGAAGACCAAGCUGCCGGGCACGUGACUCAAGAGCCUGUUCAAAAAGGCGUCCUCGCUGAGCCUGGGAACCGUGAAGGCGAGGCCACCAACCCAGGGACCCUGGGUCUGAUCCCGCAGCCUGCACCCGACCUGCCUGGAGCUUCCAUCCUGUCUGAAGGACCCAGAGAGGCCCACCAUCCAGGCCUGGAACCUGAGGACACAGAGGGAAACCACUGCGACCCCCAGCUGCUGAAGCGCCAGCUUUGGGAAGAACUGCCCCCAGCGGGGCCCCCUCUGAAGGGUGGACAAAGCAAAGAGAGGCUGGCGGGCGAGGAGGAGAUUGAUGAAGACCGCGACAUCGAUGAGUCCUCACCCCAGGACUCCCCUCCUUCCCAGAUCUCCCCCAAACCACCGAUCUCCCAAACCCCAGUUGGGCCACACUCCCUGCCCUUUUCCAGAGACACCACUGGCACUCCCGAUUUCCCAGUUGAGGGUGCCAUCCCCCUCCCUGUCGGUUUCCUCCCUGAAGCAUUCACAGAGACCCAAGUCUCAGAGUCUGCCAUGCCCAACACAGGGCCGACGACGACCAAGGGACACGAUGCUCCAGCCGAGUUCAUGUUGCAAGUGGAAAUCAAAGCUAAUGUGAAGGAACCGGAAUGUUCCGAGUUGGAUUUGGAAGGAACCGCACUUCCAGGAAGCCCUGGAAAAGAGCCCGAGGCCCAGGAGCCCCUUGUGGGAGAGGACACCCAAGAGACCGACUUUCCAGAAUCUUCUGAAAAGCAGCCUGCAGCUAGUCGGCCAGGGAGGCCCGUCAGCCGGGUACCUCAACUCAAAGCUCGCAUGGUCAGUAAAAGCAAGGAUGGCACUGGAAACGAUGACAAAAGAGCAAAGACAUCCACAUCUUCCUCUGCUAGAACCCUGAAAAAUAGGCCUUGCCUUAGCCCCAAACGCCCCAGUCCUGGUAGCUCAGACCCUUUGAUCAAACCCUCCAGCCCUGCCGUGUGCCCAGAACCAUCUUCCUCUCCUAAACACGUCUCAUCUGUCACACCCCGAAUUGGCAGUUCUGGAGCAAAGGAGAUGAAACGCAAGGGGGCAGAUAAAACUGGAACGAAGAUCGCCACACCCCGGGGAACCGCCCCUCCAGGCCAAAAAGGCCCAGCCAAUGCCACCAGGAUUCCCUCGAAAACCACACCCACCCCAAAGACACCGCCCAGCACCGCAACCAAGAAAGUGCAGAGAAAACUACCCCCUCCUGGGGAAAACUCUGAGCGAGGUGAAUCUGGAAAAUCUGGAGACCGCAGUGGCUAUAGCAGCCCCGGCUCUCCGGGCACUCCUGGCAGCCGGUCCCGCACCCCGUCCCUGCCCACCCCGCCCACCCGGGAGCCCAAGAAGGUGGCAGUGGUCCGCACCCCACCCAAGUCACCGUCUUCAGCUAAGAGCCGGCUGCAGACGGCGCCCGUGCCCAUGCCGGACCUGAAGAACGUCAGGUCCAAGAUCGGCUCCACUGAAAACCUGAAACACCAGCCCGGAGGCGGGAAGGUGCAGAUAAUUAAUAAGAAGCUGGAUCUUAGCAACGUCCAGUCCAGGUGUGGCUCAAAGGAUAAUAUCAAACACAUCCCCGGAGGUGGCAGUGUGCAAAUAGUCUACAAACCAGUCGACCUGAGCAAGGUGACCUCCAAGUGUGGCUCAUUAGGCAACAUCCAUCAUAAACCAGGAGGUGGCCAGGUGGAAGUGAAAUCUGAGAAGCUGGACUUCAAGGAUAGAGUCCAAUCCAAGAUCGGCUCCCUGGAUAACAUCACCCACGUCCCUGGCGGAGGGAAUAAAAAGAUCGAAACCCACAAGCUGACCUUCCGUGAGAACGCCAAAGCCAAGACAGACCAUGGCGCAGAAAUUGUGUACAAGUCUCCUGUGGUGUCGGGGGACACGUCUCCACGGCACCUUAGCAACGUCUCCUCCACUGGCAGCAUCAACAUGGAAGACUCGCCCCAGCUUGCUACACUAGCUGAGGAAGUGUCUGCUUCCUUGGCCAAGCAGGGUUUGUGA